Pelobates fuscus (common spadefoot toad) is the source of this 2656-nucleotide messenger RNA. RefSeq names its product protein phosphatase 2 regulatory subunit Bbeta (gene PPP2R2B). NCBI's taxonomy places the organism in Eukaryota, Metazoa, Chordata, Amphibia, Anura, Pelobatidae. Gene Ontology annotation, molecular function: protein phosphatase regulator activity; protein binding. The coding region runs from base 925 to 2256 and encodes 443 amino acids. Gene Ontology annotation, cellular component: protein phosphatase type 2A complex; cytosol. The record is from RefSeq and is a predicted model, not a curated record. The transcript is spliced from 9 exons.
AGGGGAGGAGCCUGCACCAAAUGCAGCAUCCUCCUGUAUCCAAGCAGCAGCACCGCUAUCAGGGGCAGGAUCUUAAUCAGGAUCCGCACCAAAGGGCUGGAUCAUCCCCCUCCUUCAGCAAGGUGAGCAUCGCAGGGGCCCCGCACCCUCCACAAACCAUCACUCACCGCAGUAUACUGUGUACAGAGCCCAACGCUGCAGCCCCGGCCAUCGGUCAGCCUACAAACUGCGGAAUUCAGCAAGUCCGAUACCUCGCCAGGAGCGGUGAAUUACUGCACACCCAGGGGACGGGAGCGCACUGAGCAAGGAAACUGCAAAUACAGCUCAACUAAAUCCAGAAACACCCCCAGCAGGACCGGCUCCCAGCCAGCCCAGGAUCUGCAGCGUCACACUAUCCCCUGCACUGCACCCGCUGCAGGACCAGCUCCCACGCACUGCACCCCCUGCAAGGCCAGCUCCCACGCACUGCACGCCCUGCAAGGCCAGCUCCCACGCACUGCUGCUGGAUCAGCACCCACGCACUGCACCCACUGAAAGAUCAGCAUCUUCGCAAUACAAGAUCAGCAUCACUGCAUUAUCGUUAAGUGCCUGCAAGAACACUGUCACCAUAGUCACUGCAUGGUUUGACGCAUUUACUGGAGCAUCCUCCCCUCUGCUUGCUUACAGACCGGGUACCAGAAGCUGAACUCUGAGUGUUGGGAGUGGACGCGGUGACCUGUUGAGCCUCUGGGAGGAUCAGCAUGUACUAGAAGUGUCACAGCUCCCCUUGGAUCCUAUCGCCCGGCUGAGCUUCCCCCGUGUCUAAUUUGGAAAGGCAGCGCCAUGGCGAGCUCUGGGCAGCUCCACCUUUGCUGAGGCUUGCCUUGGGGAUCAUGGAUACUCGCAUGUUCGUUUCUGCCGUUCAGAAACCUUACCGGGCUGUAAAUGGAGGAGGACAUAGAUACCCGCAAAAUUAACAACAGUUUCCUGCGCGACCACAGCUAUGCAACAGAAGCUGACAUUAUCUCGACGGUUGAAUUCAACAACACUGGAGAAUUGCUUGCGACAGGGGACAAGGGGGGCCGUGUUGUAAUAUUUCAACGUGAGCAGGAGAGCAAGAAUCUGCCUCAUCGGAGGGGAGAAUAUAAUGUUUACAGCACUUUCCAGAGUCACGAGCCAGAGUUCGAUUACCUGAAAAGUUUAGAAAUUGAAGAAAAGAUAAAUAAGAUAAGAUGGCUUCCCCAGCAGAAUGCUGCCUACUUCCUGCUGUCUACCAAUGAUAAAACAGUGAAACUAUGGAAAGUCAGUGAACGAGACAAGAGGCCUGAGGGUUAUAACUUGAAAGAUGAAGAAGGAAGGCUGCGUGACCCGUGCACAAUAACCACAUUGCGAGUCCCUGUAUUAAGGCCCAUGGACCUGAUGGUAGAAGCCACACCAAGAAGAGUGUUUUCCAAUGCCCACACCUAUCACAUCAACUCGAUAUCUGUGAAUAGUGACUAUGAAACGUACAUGUCUGCGGAUGAUCUCAGAAUAAAUUUGUGGAAUUUAGAAAUAACUAAUCGAAGUUUCAAUAUUGUAGAUAUUAAGCCUCCUAACAUGGAAGAAUUGACCGAAGUGAUCACAGCCGCAGAGUUUCACCCCCAUCACUGCAACACGUUUGUUUACAGCAGCAGCAAAGGAACGAUAAGACUCUGUGACAUGCGCUCUUCUGCUCUUUGUGACAGGCAUUCAAAAUUAUUUGAGGAACCAGAAGAUCCCAGCAACAGAUCAUUUUUCUCAGAGAUCAUUUCUUCCAUAUCUGAUGUUAAAUUUAACCACAGCGGUCGCUACAUCAUGACCAGGGACUAUCUCACUGUUAAAGUAUGGGACCUGAAUAUGGAAAACAGACCUAUAGAGACCUAUCAGGUCCAUGAUUACCUCCGCAGCAAAUUAUGCUCACUUUAUGAAAAUGAUUGCAUUUUUGACAAAUUUGAAUGUGUAUGGAAUGGUUCAGACAGUGUCAUAAUGACCGGCUCCUACAACAACUUCUUCAGAAUGUUUGACCGAAACACCAAACGUGAUGUUACAUUGGAGGCUUCCAGAGAAAACAGCAAGCCCCGGGCUAUCCUCAAACCUCGCAAAGUCUGCGUAGGAGGGAAACGGAGAAAAGACGAAAUUAGUGUGGACAGUCUAGACUUUAGCAAAAAAAUUCUCCACACGGCCUGGCACCCUUCAGAAAACAUCAUAGCCGUGGCAGCCACGAAUAACCUGUAUAUAUUUCAGGACAAGGUUAAUUAGAGCUGUUACAGAGAAUAUUAGGCAUCACGUGUUUUAAGGCUUUUUAAUAUAUUUUUUUUUUCCUUCUCCCCUUUUUUCUAAUAUUUCUUCUGUUUUUAUUUAUUUCAAUUUCUGUUGACCAAGUUCUUCCUCUCUGACAAGUUAGACAAAAACGAACAGGCAUCUUGAAACCCUGUUGACCCUAAUUCACAUUGCUGACUUUGAAGCAUUUAUCUUGUGUUGGCAACCAUAAGUCACUGCAACGGUUUGCAACAUGCUCUAAAGGAGUUCUCACCUUUUCAUGCUGGGAAAAGGUGAAAGCGAAGAAGGAAAAAAAACUUUGGACAAACCAAAUCUGGGCAUAUAUAAUAAUAAUCUUUUUAAUUGGUAAUUCAAUUUUUAAUAAAAGAUGAUCAUUGCA